CGAGUCCAAGUUCACCUCCGCCAUAGCAGUGUAUACUUUGUCCCACUGUGCUGUCGUGACGCGACGCCUUACCGACGCUCGGCGUCGUUUCCUAUUGUUGAGAAAAAACGAGGUAAUACUUUCAAAGUGAUAUAAAUCAUCGUGAUUACUGUGUAUUGUCGAAUUAUUGAGGAAUAUUCAGUGGUGUGAGAGUUAUUGAUAAAGAAGAAGGUGAACAAAAUAAUGGAGAACAGACCGGCGCCACUUCGUUCGAGGCGGGUUUGUCGAUUCUGCCUGACCGAGUCGGAGCCGUUGAACUUCAUAUACGAGAGGGAUCCCAACAAGCCCUUCCAAGUGCCACUUGCUCUACAGAUUAUGUCCUGCGUUGCCAUCGAGGUGUAUGCAGCGGACGGUAUGCCGCAGAUGAUCUGCACGAUGUGUCGUUGGAACCUGGACCGCAGCUACAAAUUCAAACAACAAUGUAAAAAAGCGGACGAGGCCCUUCGCGCCUAUCCAAUGACAGGGACCCUUCCCCGUCCCUUCCCCCCGAUAACCAAUGAAUCUCCCGAGGGUUCGAACAAACGUCCCGCAGAACAACGCUCGCAAUCUGAUCAAUCAAAAAAACCGCGUGUCGACAACGGCGACCGGGAUCGUCGCGAGCGCGCCGAAUCGCAAUCCCUCAAGUCCGAGCGUGAGCUCUACAAAGAAGAAGUCGAGCACGACAGUGAGGCUGACCAAGAGGCAGUUGGUGAUCAAGAAGAUCGCAAGUUAGAGCCAGGCGAGAUUCGCGUUCACGCCUGUGACCAGUGCGAGAGAACAUUUCCCCUUCGUCAAGCUCUGCAACUGCACAUCCAACGUGCACAUCGUGAUCGCAACUCCAAGUGCACCAUCUGCGAUCGUAUGUUCUUCUCCAAAUACGAUCUCCAGAAGCACAUGACAACCCACUCGACGGACAAACCGCACGUCUGCACGAUCUGCAAUAAAUCCUUCACACGUGCAAAUCUCCUGCAGCGUCACGAGAAGGUCCAUCGCGAGGACAUGCGUUAUCCGUGUCAGCACUGCGACCGUGAGUUCUUCACUCCGGAGGAGCUGGAGAAGCACGAGGACACGUCUCACAAGACAGCGAAGCCCUUCCAAUGCAAUAUCUGCACGAAACGUUUCACGUACAAGCAAGGGUUGGAGCGCCACGAGAUGUUGCACAAUGAGGACAAGUCCUUCACCUGCGAGUACUGCAAGGAGGCCUUCCGGACAAGCACAAAGCUUGCCCGCCAUCUGACAACGCACGCCGGCCAUCGUCCGUACGUCUGCAAGCUGUGCCCGAAGACCUUCCUCCUGUCGCACCACCUCACCAGACACAUGCGUUCACACUCAGUGGAGAAGCGCCAUGUUUGCGAAGAUUGUGGCAAAGCAUUCAAGCGAAAGGAGAGCCUUGAAGUUCACCAGCUGACGCACACCAAACGCUCGGGAAUGGGACUGACAUGCGACGUGUGCCAGGAGUCGUGUCGCAAUCGUGCGGAUUAUGUGACGCAUAUCAAGCAGCACAUCGAGGCAGGCGAGAAGAUGGGACCUGAUGGACUACAGCCAGACAUCAAGGACAAGCUGGAGAGUGAAUCAGAUGAAGAGGAGGAGGAGGAGCAAUACUCAGACGGGGAUGAUGAUUAUGAACCACCUGCUUACGUUGUCAAGAAACUGCCGAAGAAGGUGAAGCAACCGUCUGAGAGUGAUGAGGAAGCUGAGGUGGAGAAGGACGAGAGGAAGGAUCAAGUAGUUUUUGUUCGGGGUAAGGAUGGGACCAUUGUUAAGAAGACCAUCAAGACGCUGAUGCCGAUUCAGAGGCAAGAGACGAGGACAUCGCCGCGAACACCACAGGCUAAGGGGCAGGUGAAGCGAGAGGAUUCACCCAAAACUUCGAGGGGAAAUGAUGACACUGAAGCGGAAGUGCAGAAGAUCCUGGCAUCGGUUUUCAAGGAGCACAAGCUGCCGUUGAAGGGGGAGAACACGCAGGAGAAGGCGGAGAUGAUUCAUCGGCAGAUAAAGGAGGAGGUGAAGACCACUGAGGGACUCCCCAAAGUUAAUACUGUCAAGGUUAUCAAAAGGAUCGUUGUGAAGAAGCCAGGGGGAACGGAGACAACAACUACCACAGCUAAGGAGGUGAAGGAGCCUGAGGUUAAGACACCUGCUACACCUGGACCGAAGGUUACGAAACGAGUGAUUGUGAGAAGAAUCAUCAGACAAGGGGAUACCACUCGGGAGGUCAUCAUGAAUCCUGAUGGGACGAUAAUUGAUCCUGCUGAGCUGGCGAAAUUGCCAACGGGGAAUGUUGUUAAGAGAGUUGUUGUUAAGAAACCGAUGGAAAAGGUACAGAACCUGAUGCAGGUGGUUCAGAAUGCUGAAGCUAGAAACAUCGUUGCUGAGUCACCGAAAUUCGAAUUGAAGACAUCGCAGGCAUCGUCGAGUACUGCUGGUGAUAAACCUGUUGUUCAGAAGGUCGAGGUGACGAAGACAGUGACAAUUUCUAAGGACGAUCAGGAGACGAAGGAGAAGCUGGAGCAGUUGGAGAAGAGGGUCGAGGCCCAGCGAUUGAAGAUUGAGGAGCUGCAGGCGAGGAAACAACAGGAGUAUGAUCCAGCUGAUGAAAUGUCACUUCCAGAGAGACACGACUCUGAGGACGAACAGGAACUGCCUCUCAAGAGGGUCUUUGUUAAGAGGAACAAGAGUGUUUAUGAUGAAGAACAGGAGUACAAUGACAAUGACAAGGGGGAUGGCAAGGAGGGAACGGGGUCUGAUAAGGUUCAGGAUAAGGAGGUGAAGAAAAUAACCCACAUCAAGAUUGAGACGCCCUCGGAGGUGGAUGAGAUGAACAGGGAACUCACUAGCAUUCUCGAGUCGACUGAUAAUGUCGUGAAGAUGCAGGAGAGUGUACUGAGUAAUCUGACGGAAGUUUCGGGGAUGAGCGAGGGGGUUCAGGAGCCCGGGGAGGAAAAUGCUGAUAAGGCUGCUGAAGGAGAGCAGCCAGUGGAGAUGGCAGUGGACGAGCCGGUGAGGAGCCAGGUGGAAAUUAAAAUGGAACGACUGACUCAGGAAAGCGAUGGACAGUCUGCCGAGAUGGAGGUGGACCAGGCUGAGGAGCAGAUGGAGGGACAGGAACAGGUGCUCGAGGCCAAUCAGGAACAGACUCCCGGAGAGGCUACUGGGAUGUUUGAGACUACGGAGGGUGAUAGCGGGCAAAAGGACGGGGCACUCGAGGACUCGGUUGUCGCACUGUCUGAGACUAAUGAAACUAUCAAUCUUAAUGACACUAAUGAGAGCCAGGAUAGUUUGGAGAAUGAACUGCAGAAAAUUGCUGGGUGAGGUGGUGGGGGGCUCGAGAUUUUCGGCGAAAGAAUUGUGACGUUUAUUUGAAAAUCUUUGGGGGGUUUGGUUGAUGUUUAUUUGUUAUGAUUCUUUUGGGACGAGAUGUCGAGGAUCUGAAGCGGCUUUAGUGCAGGGUAAACAGGUGGAACGAAAAAUGUGAGAUUUGGAGGAGAGAAAAAUCGAGAUAAGUCACUUUUCACUAUCAAUCAGUUUUUAAUUAAUGUCUGGAAACCUGGAGCGAAAUUUUUAUUAGGAACUCUUAGUGGAGCUAAUUGGGUUCCUCAACACAUGUUGGUACAAAAAUUCCGCUAUCUCGCUUAGAUCUAGAAAUAUUGAUCAAAAACUGGACUGACAGCUGUGUCUACGUAUCUCGAUUUACAACUUCAUUUCUAAUUUAAUUAUUUGUUUGGAAAAUUUGAAAGAAAAUCAAGAAGUUUUUUUACUGUGAAAAAUAUUGAAAAAGUCGUACUUUUUUCUGACAAGCAUUCAUCAAAAUAUUGUAUACUUUUCAUUAGAGUUUGCAAUAACAAAAAGAGAUGAAUUUCAUAAUUUUAUAAAAUUACCGAGAAUAUUCAACGCAAUUAGAUUUUCUACUCAACAUUUUUUUUUAGGCAAAAUUAUAAAUAACCCAUAUGAUUCCCAAAUUAAUGUCAUAAUUUUUUUAUAAGAAAUCCUUUCACUGAAUUUCACGUGAACCUGGGGAAUUUGCAUUCACUUAGUCAAUACUUCAGGACAUUAAUUAUUUUUUAUGGAUAUUCUAUAGAUUCCAUUGAUCGUAGGUUAAUUGAAUCCAAAAAAUACGGGAUGCAUAUGAGUGUACGUUAUGCAUCUGGCUCUUCCUCGUGGCUAAACUCCUGAAUGUGGGGCACGUUUAGGGGGGAAAUUAGAGAUAGUUUUUCGAUUAUUUAGGGAUUUUGAUGAUUUUUAUGAGGCUCUUUCCGAAGGUAUGAGCGAUAUCUUGUAAAGACCGUUGUAGAGGUUUCUGUGGCAGUAAUGCAGACAAUUUUUCAUCAGUUCGUUAACAUUAAACAAUAGUUUUUAACUAGACAUUGGGACAUUAAGAGAUAAUUUAGGUAUUUUUUUUUUCAAAA
Molecule: messenger RNA, 4424 nt
Organism: Diachasmimorpha longicaudata
Lineage: Eukaryota; Metazoa; Arthropoda; Insecta; Hymenoptera; Braconidae
Product: RE1-silencing transcription factor-like
Exons: 2
Coding region: 223-3330 (1035 amino acids)
Cellular component (GO): nucleus
Molecular function (GO): zinc ion binding; RNA polymerase II cis-regulatory region sequence-specific DNA binding; DNA-binding transcription factor activity, RNA polymerase II-specific
Source: RefSeq, a predicted model, not a curated record